AGUUCAAGAAAAUGGAAACAUCGGCCGCCGCCAGUGCAUCUCUAAAUUACUGGUUCUUUGAGUUAUCGCUUUGGGCGCAACGCCGUAUGUUUUUCUUUUACAAAACAAAUUUUUUGCCAGUUGAAUUGGCAAUAUGAAGCGAAAAACAAGCGAGAUUUGGUGCUUUUUCCGGGCGAUAGACGACACCUUUGCGCUAUGCAACAUCUGCAAAGCGAAGCUGUCCUACAAGACGACCACGACGAACCUGAGCAAGCACAUGAACAGGAUGCACCCCUCAUCGGCGCUUGUCCAAAGCAAGUACAAAUUCCAGAGCAAGAGAAGCCGUGGAAUGGACCGGAACAAGGGAAAGCCGCGCAACUCCGCGCAGGAGGACGUAAUGCUGGAUUUUGUAAGGAAACACCCGCGAUUGCUGCAGAAUCCGACGUGGGAGACGCGUAGAGAUAUGGAGUCGUUGUGGGAGCAGAUGUCCUCGGAGCUUAAUCACCAUGGUCCACCGCGAAAAAAUUCAGUCGACUGGAAAAGAACCCUGAAGGACUGGAAAAGGUUCAUCCUGAAGAAGGUGGAGAGGAACGAGUUGCACAACCUUCCCUUUGGCACCAGUCUGAAUUCAGCCGAGGAAACAAUAGCUACAUUGUGCCGCUUAAACGAGGAUGUUAGUCAAAUUAUCUUGAAGGUUUCUGACGAUGAGAUGCAUGAAAAUUCCUCUAACGAGUUCGACGGGGAAGAUGUGGAAGACGUAGUCCCGGAGGAUGAAAGUGCAACUCUUCAGACAUCUGCCGAGUACGUUUACGAGCCGGAGGGAAACAAGGUGGACCUCGACCCCCUUUACCUGCAGUCCAGUAAGCGGUCUGCAUUAUCCAGCAGUCGCGUGGCGGAGGAGGAGACGUCGUUGCUAGAGAAGAUUAGCAGUAAUAUCGGAAUGGUUAAUGAUGCCGCUAACAACGCACAUCUCGCACUCAAUGAAUUCUGCGUCCUUUACAAGCAGAAACUUUGCGAGGACAGGCGCCAUCACAUGGCAAUUGAACAGUUAAUGGCCGAGAAAAUAGAAUUAAAGAAGAAACUCUUGGAAAUAGAGCAGCGGAAGUUGUCUCUGAAAUGAGGGCAGCCACAUAGGAGAUGUACUAAGAAGGUAGUCAUAACAAACUUAUUAUUAAAUAAACUAAGUAUUCCAUUAAAAGCUUGCCUAGUUUUAUGACUUUAAA
Messenger RNA from Drosophila ficusphila, 1202 nucleotides. RefSeq lists its product as uncharacterized. Lineage: Eukaryota; Metazoa; Arthropoda; Insecta; Diptera; Drosophilidae. Gene Ontology annotation, molecular function: DNA binding. The transcript has 2 exons. The coding region runs from base 134 to 1099 and encodes 321 amino acids. The record is from RefSeq and is a predicted model, not a curated record.